Messenger RNA from Dryobates pubescens (Downy woodpecker), 487 nucleotides. It is a transcript of the gene VPREB3, whose product is annotated as V-set pre-B cell surrogate light chain 3. The coding region runs from base 1 to 468 and encodes 155 amino acids. Gene Ontology annotation, biological process: immune response; immunoglobulin production. The transcript has 2 exons. The record is from RefSeq and is a predicted model, not a curated record. Lineage: Eukaryota; Metazoa; Chordata; Aves; Piciformes; Picidae.
AUGGAUGAAGUCGUGUGCCCAAGCUCACCAGCAGAGGUGGAGGACCUGGGUGCUGGGAACCAGGAGCGGGUGGCACAUCGUGGGGCUGGGGGGACGUGGCUCAGCCCCUCAGUAACUGCCUCCUUGGUGCACACAGCUUCCAGGGCUCAGCCCGUGCUGCUCCAGCCGCCUGCCGUGGUGGUGCUGCCCGGGCAGACGGCUCGGCUGUCCUGCACCCUGAGCGCCCCCUACAACAUCAGCCAGUUUGGCAUCGCCUGGUUCCAGCAGCGCCCGGGGCAGGUAGCCCUGAGGUAUUUGCUCUAUUACAACUCUGAGCGAGACAAGCACAGGCCCACCAAGGUUCCCGACCGCUUCUCUGCUACCAAAGACCUCGCCAGCAACGCCUGCAUCCUCAUCAUCGCCUCUGCCCGCCAGGAGGACAACGGCAGCUACUACUGCUCCCUGUCCGUUGCCUUCCACUGGGCUUAGAAACGGGGGACAGAGGCUU